Messenger RNA from Soboliphyme baturini, 384 nucleotides. The record is from the annotation of a GenBank genome assembly. NCBI's taxonomy places the organism in Eukaryota, Metazoa, Nematoda, Enoplea, Dioctophymatida, Soboliphymatidae.
AUGCUAAGCGCCAGCGUCAUGAAGAUGAUGCAGAGGGCCGAGAGCCUUCGGAUGAGCACCGACCAGAAGCCCGUUACUAAGAAAGAACGCCGGGGGAAGUACAAGCGCAGCAUGAGCGAACUGCUGAAACCGGGCGCGAACCCGAAGCAGUCCAGCGGGGACAACUUGCUGUCGUCUCACACCCUGUCCAACGUCAGCAUUGAGGAAAACGAACUCGAGUCGGACAUGGCGCAUUGCAGCAUCGACGACUCGGCCAAGAGGAUCGAGGUGAAAGCGGCAGGCGGCGAUUCGGGAGCAGCCUCCUUCUUCGUCGAGAAAAAAAUCUACUUUUCUGUUUCGUUCGGUAAGUUGGCUUUUCGGGCAUUGUACUUUGGGAACUCUUAG